AUGGCCGCCGUCCACCUCCAGUCCGCCGUUGCGUCUGCCUUCCCCGGCAUUCGCUCGCCAUUCCGUGCUGCUGCCAGGCGGCUGCACUCGGCGUCCUUCGCGGGAUCCAAGAUCGCGACGCUUUGCAAAGCCUCUGUGCUGCAGUCGGAAUUCAUUGGCUCCGGUUUCAAUGCUGCUCCUGCUCAACUGAGCGGUACCGCAUUCUUGAGGAGGUCAGCGAGCUCGACCGGUGCUCGCGCGUCUGCUGACGUGGAGCAGCUGCGCGGAGCCAGGGACGAGAUCAAGGAGCUCAUUAAGAGCAAGCACUGCAAUCCCAUCCUGAUCCGUCUGGGCUGGCACGACGCGGGCACAUACACCAAGAGCAUCGCCGAGUGGCCCCUGGCGGGCGGCGCCACCGCCAGCAUCCGCUUCAAGCCCGAAAUCGAGCACGGCGCCAAUGCUGGUCUGGCGGGCGCCAUUGCUCUCCUGGAGCCCAUCAAGCAGAAGUACCCUGCUGUCAGCUACGCCGACCUCUUCCAGCUCGCCAGCGCCACGGCUGUCGAGCUCGCAGGAGGGCCCAAGAUCCCGAUGAAGUACGGCCGUGUGGACGCCAACGGACCCGAGCACUGCACUCCUGACGGCACUCUCCCAGAUGCCGGCCCACCAUCCCCUGCUGACCACCUGCGCAAGGUGUUCUACCGCAUGGGGCUUGACGACAAGGACAUUGUUGCCCUUUCCGGCGCACACACAUUGGGACGCUCUCGGCCGGAGAGGAGCGGGUGGGGCAAGGCAGAGACCAAGUACACGAAGGACGGGCCUGGUCUGCCGGGCGGCCAGUCCUGGACGGUUGAGUGGCUCCGAUUUGACAACUCCUACUUCAGGGACAUCAAGGAAAAGACAGACGCGGAGCUGCUGGUGCUGCCCACAGAUGCCGCCCUGUUUGAGGACGCGGGCUUUAAGGUGUAUGCAGAGAAGUACGCUGUCGACCAGGCGGCCUUCUUUGCCGACUAUGCCCAGUCGCACAAGAAGCUCAGCGAGCUCGGCGCCAAGUUCGACCCCCCCCAGGGUGUGACCCUUGACUAA
Molecule: messenger RNA, 1062 nt
Organism: Closterium sp. Naga37s-1
Lineage: Eukaryota; Viridiplantae; Streptophyta; Zygnematophyceae; Desmidiales; Closteriaceae
Source: the annotation of a GenBank genome assembly